This is a messenger RNA of Desarmillaria tabescens, 2114 nucleotides long. RefSeq lists its product as uncharacterized. The coding region runs from base 1 to 1656 and encodes 551 amino acids. Gene Ontology annotation, cellular component: nucleus. Gene Ontology annotation, molecular function: zinc ion binding; DNA-binding transcription factor activity, RNA polymerase II-specific. NCBI's taxonomy places the organism in Eukaryota, Fungi, Basidiomycota, Agaricomycetes, Agaricales, Physalacriaceae. The transcript has 3 exons. Gene Ontology annotation, biological process: regulation of DNA-templated transcription. The record is from RefSeq and is a predicted model, not a curated record.
AUGGAUGGCAAAGACCGAGGCGACAAUUCUGGCAAGCGAAGUUCUCUGCCAAGCAGUCUAAUUCCCCAUCUAUAUACAAGCCCACAGAAAGCCAGGAACAGCUCUACUAGGACGACGCUCCCUGAAGCUGGGGACGACGAAGACAUGGAGUCGGAGCAUCCUGGGCCCUCACCACCGCCCCUUUCUCACCGUUCUGCCACCACUCCUUUAUCCUCUGGGUCGUAUCCCUCAAACGUACCACGUACUGUGCACGCAUUUGGGAGCUACGAGGCGGGUUGGCAAGGUGACCCCUCUGCGCCGCCUGGCCUCAGUGGUUCUUCUUCCAUUCCACAUGGUCCACCUAGUCGACGAGCCGACGAAGGCCAAGACACGGUCGCUGCUCGUCGUGGCACCCCGACUUCCUUCGCUGUCCGGGCCGGCGCUCCUCCUGUAUCCUCCGUAGCUUACCCCGCCGACGUGCACCGUCCAUACGCGGGAUACGAGACGGCGGUGUGGCAAGAAAGUCCUGCGGGAUCACCUGCGCCAGCUCGUCCCAGUGGCUCUUCUUCCGUUUCGCAUGGUCAGCCCAUCCGAAGUGACCCGGCGUACUAUGUCUCCAGUUCUAGGGGACCCUCUGGCGGGUACACUCUGCAGCAUUCACCUGACUACGCUCCUUGGCGGGAGGGGGAAGCUGGACCGUCUCACGCACACUACGACGCCAGAGGUGGAAUGAGACAAAGGUAUGCUCCUGAGCCGCAACCUAGUCCGUCUCGUGGAAUGGGACACUACGAACAGGUUUAUAGAAGGGAUUCUGUGCCUCGAAGUGAACCGCCAGUCCCGUCUCAUGGAAUGAGUCAAUACGACGAACGCGCCGCGGUGGGGUACCGCAGGGAACCAAUCCCAAGAGAUACAUAUAUGGGUGGCGGGCCUCCGGUCACUCAUUACAGUCCGUAUAGUGUGAGGCCUCAGUAUCAAGAAAUAUCACCCUCGCACGGAAUACGCGCCGGACCUGAGAACUUAUACAGUGAGGUGCUUCCUCCACGACAAGUGCCGGCUUACAUCCUCCCUCCCAUUGCUGCGCCUAGUGGACUGUCUGAAGAGGUCUCUAGUAGCGGUACUGAUGACGACGGUGAUGGCGAAUACACCCCAACCAAAUCCCGGCGAGGCAAAAAGCGUGUGAGAAGCACAAGCCCCGGAGGAGACGAUUCGAGACGAAAGAGUGUCAAAAAGACACUUAUAGCCUGUGAUUUCUGCCGCGGACGGAAACUACGCUGUGACGGAGCGAGACCGUCAUGCAUGAAUUGCACGGCUCGAGACAACCGGCCUUGUGUAUAUCAGUCGACCCCGAAACGACGUGGACCGGGCAAGAAUCCUAAGCCAAAAACCCCCAAGACGAAGAAAAGAAGCAGUACGAGGGCGCGAACGAGCGAAAGUGUGCGUGCCGAGGGACCAUCAUCAUCGGUAGAGGAUUUUGAUAUGGCAAGCUCGGCGUCCGAGCGCCAAAGAGCGUCGCCAUCUCCCGAAGAAGUCAAUCAGUCGGAUCCGUCUGAGGUGACGGCAACGGGUCCGAGUCUGUACCUAACAGAUGAUAACUCCAUGGCACCACGAGGAUCUCAACGGAAUGUACGACGUGGAAUAGUGACACCGUCGCCACCAGGGAAGAGGGGAAAGAAAUAGGCAAAAAAAUGGUGGGAUACUAUUAUAGUCUGGCAGGAGGUAGGUAUUAUCCUAAUGGCGGUACCGCGGUCGGUAUAGGCGGCCUGGGAAGCGCAUUCGGGGAAGAUUCCCGCUCCCGUUGGUUCUGGAUCAUUUGCAAAGGCCGCUAAGGGCCAUUACAGUUGGUUGCAGUUUCGCCCAGUUUCCCCACAUUCAUAUCCCCCUGUCCACCAAUGACAGAUCCUCCCGAUUCUAUUUACGUAUUCCGUUGCUAUCCGCUCUUUUCUUAGCCAUUUAUAUGCGCACUCCGGACGCAUGCCUACGGCUCUCACGAUAUGAUUACCCCGAAAUCGGUUAUUUCACAGCUCUACCUUAGUUGUAGCGACAGUUUUAUAGUGUUGCUGUAUAUUGUUUAGGAUAGGCGAAACUAAUAGUAUAGAAAAGCCUGGACUGCAGGCGUAAUACAAGCUGCGAGCGGG